AUGACAAAGUUCCACAAACAGGCAGAUAUGUGGACAGAUGUGACACACGGCAACUUUACCCUGUUGGCGCAAAAGCUGCUGACACCCAACAUCCAAAUCAAUGCACCCGUAUUCUUCGAAAACGGAGCCAAGCUGGCGAAGUCUUCAGGCAAGCAUGCGACUCCCACCAAGGGCAUUGACUUCAGCUUGAAAGGAUUCAAGUUUGAGCCUUGCGCCUUUUUGGUGAAUCCAACUGGCGUGGCGGUCGGCGCGACUGGCAUCAACAUUGCCCCUCAAGGCAUCUCAGUGGCGCCAACGGGCGUCAACGUCAACCCUUUCGGCCUUUCUAUUUCACCCUCUCUCAUCGUCAUUGCACCUUUUGACACCACCAUUGCUGGCCAGGGGCUCAAUAUAGCGCCUGCGCUCAUCGCGAUCGCGCCAGUGAAGACCGUGAUAAACCCGGUGGGGCCGCUCAACAUUGGCGGCUCUGUCGUCUCAAAGGAGCUGCCGGCACUGCCAUGA
Coccomyxa subellipsoidea C-169 is the source of this 501-nucleotide messenger RNA. RefSeq lists its product as hypothetical. The transcript is spliced from 4 exons. The coding region runs from base 1 to 501 and encodes 166 amino acids. The record is from RefSeq and is a predicted model, not a curated record. Lineage: Eukaryota; Viridiplantae; Chlorophyta; Trebouxiophyceae; Coccomyxaceae.